CCGGUUUCCCUUUCGUUCUCCAGCCGGCGCAGCUUUCCCUUCCCCGACCCGAGGGCUCAGGAGCUUUCGGGGUGAGGACGGCACCCGGACAUCAUGCUGGACCCGUCUUCCAGCGAAGAGGAGUCGGACGAAGGGGUGGAAGAGGAGAGACGCGAUGUGCUGGUGGCGGCCGGUGGCUCCCAGCGAAGCCUGCCCGCGGCUCCUCUCCGGGAAGGGCGGCGGGACCCUCCAGGGCGCCCGGGCUGCGGCAGCACCGCCAGACCUGUCAGCCCGAGCCCCUCGGUGCUGAGCGAGGGGCGAGAGGAGCUGGAGCGGCAGCAACAGGAGGAAAACGAGAAGCGCAUCCGCCUGCAGCUCUAUGUCUUUGUAGUGAGGUGCAUCGCGUACCCGUUCAACGCCAAGCAGCCCACCGACAUGGCCCGGAGGCAGCAGAAGCUUAAUAAACAACAGUUACAGAUAUUAAAAGAACGAUUUCUGGCCUUCCUUAAUGGAGAAACCCAAAUUGUAGCAGAUGAAGCAUUUUGUAAUGCAGUUCGAAGUUAUUAUGAGGUUUUCCUUAAGAGUGAUCGGGUAGCCAGAAUGGUUCACAGUGGAGGGUGUUCUGCUAAUGACUUCAGAGAUGUAUUCAAGAAAAACAUUGAGAAGAGGGUACGGAGUUUGCCAGAAAUUGAUGGUUUGAGCAAAGAGACAGUGCUGAGUUCAUGGAUAGCCAAAUAUGAUGCUAUCUAUAAAGGUGAAGAGGACCUGUGCAAACAGCCAAAUCGAAUGGCACUCAGUGCUGUGUCAGAACUUAUAUUGAGCAAGGAACAACUUUAUGAAAUGUUUCAACAAAUCCUGGGUAUAAAAAAAUUGGAACAUCAGCUGCUUUAUAAUGCAUGUCAGCUGGACAAUGCAGAUGAGCAAGCAGCCCAGAUCAGAAGGGAGCUUGAUGGACGUCUACAAUUGGCAGAAAAGAUGGCAAAGGAAAGGAAAUUUCCCAAGUUUGUAGCAAAAGAAAUGGAGAGCAUGUUUAUAGAAGAAAUGAGGUCUUCCGUGAAUUUGCUAAUGGCCAAUCUGGAAAGUCUUCCAGUAUCUAAAGGUGGUCCCGAGUUUAAACUGCAGAAGUUAAAGCGAUCACAGAAUUCUGCUUUCUUAGAUAUGGGAGAUGAGAAUGAGAUUCAGCUGUCAAAAUCAGAUGUGGUGUUGUCAUUCACAUUAGAGAUUGUCAUAAUGGAAGUUCAAGGCUUAAAAUCGGUUGCUCCAAAUCGAAUUGUUUAUUGCACAAUGGAAGUGGAAGGCGGAGAAAAACUUCAGACAGAUCAGGCUGAAGCUUCAAGGCCACAAUGGGGUACCCAAGGAGAUUUUACCACUACUCAUCCUCGACCUGUGGUUAAAGUAAAGCUCUUCACUGAAAGUACAGGAGUUCUAGCCCUUGAAGAUAAGGAAUUAGGAAGGGUAAUUUUGUAUCCAACUUCCAACAGCUCAAAGACAGCUGAAUUGCACAGGAUGGUAGUUCCAAAAAAUAGCCAGGAUUCUGAUCUGAAAAUCAAAUUGGCCGUGAGAAUGGAUAAACCACCACAUAUGAAGCAUAGUGGAUAUUUAUAUGCCCUUGGACAAAAGGUUUGGAAAAGGUGGAAAAAACGAUACUUCGUUCUUGUUCAGGUCAGCCAGUACACCUUUGCUAUGUGCAGUUACAGAGAAAAGAAGUCUGAACCACAGGAGUUAAUGCAGCUUGAAGGAUAUACUGUGGACUACACAGAUCCACACUCAGGACUUCAGGGUGGCCAGAUGUUCUUUAAUGCUGUUAAAGAAGGAGAUACUGUAAUAUUUGCCAGCGACGAUGAUCAAGAUAGGAUACUAUGGGUCCAGGCUAUGUAUAGGGCAACAGGUCAGUCAUAUAAACCUAUUCCUGCAACUCAAACCCAGAAGCUGAAUCCUAAAGGAGGAACUGUCCAUGCAGAUGCUGCUCAGCUUUAUCCAGAUCGUUCUCAGAAACAUGGUAUGGAUGAGUUUAUUUCUGCUAAUCCCUGCAAGUUUGACCAUGCAUCCCUCUUUAGAUUACUUCAGAGGCAGACUUUGGAUCAUAGACUGAAUGAUUCCUACUCCUGUUUGGGUUGGUUUAGUCCUGGUCAAGUCUUUGUUUUAGAUGAGUACUGUGCUCGCUAUGGAGUGAGAGGCUGUCAUAGACAUCUCUGCUACCUUACAGAAUUGAUGGACCAUUCAGAAAGUGGUGCUGUCAUUGACCCAACCCUGCUCCAUUACAGCUUUGCAUUCUGCGCAUCUCACGUGCAUGGUAACAGACCUGAUGGAAUUGGAACCGUUUCAGUGGAAGAAAAAGAAAGGUUUGAAGAGAUUAAAGAAAGGCUGUCUUCCCUUUUAGAAAACCAAAUUAGCCAUUUCAGGUACUGCUUUCCCUUUGGACGGCCUGAAGGUGCUCUCAAAGCUACACUUUCGUUACUUGAAAGGGUUUUAAUGAAAGAUAUUGCCACUCCAAUACCAGCGGAAGAGGUGAAGAAAGUGGUCAGAAAGUGUCUAGAGAAGGCUGCCUUGAUCAAUUACACUAGACUUACAGAAUAUGCCAAAAUAGAAGAGAUCAUGAACCAAGCUGCUCCUGCUAGAAAGCUAGAAGAGGUCCUUCAUCUAGCAGAGCUCUGCAUAGAGGUAUUACAGCAGAAUGAAGAGCAUCAUUCAGAGGCGUUUGCUUGGUGGCCAGAUCUGUUGGCCGAACAUGCAGAGAAAUUUUGGUCAUUAUUUACUGUGGAUAUGGAUUCAGCACUAGAGGCUCAGCCACAAGAUUCUUGGGAUAGUUUUCCACUUUUCCAACUGCUAAAUAACUUCCUAAGAAAUGACACACUUUUGUGUAAUGGAAAAUUUCAUAAGCACUUGCAAGACAUCUUUGUUCCCUUGGUCGUCCGCUACGUGGAUCUCAUGGAAUCUUCCAUCGCCCAAUCCAUUCACAGGGGUUUUGAGCAAGAAACGUGGCAGCCUGUCAACAAUGGAUCAGCCACUUCAGAAGAUCUCUUUUGGAAACUAGAUGCACUGCAAAUGUUUGUCUUUGAUCUGCACUGGCCAGAACAAGAAUUUGCUCACCACUUAGAGCAAAGACUUAAACUCAUGGCCAGCGAUAUGAUCGAGGCCUGCGUCAGAAGAACAAGAAUUGCAUUUGAACUCAAGCUGCAAAAGGCCAGCAAAACAACCGACCUACGGAUUCCAGCAUCAGUAUGCACGAUGUUUAAUGUCUUAGUCGAUGCCAAAAAGCAAAGCACCAAACUCUGUGCCCUGGAUGGAGGACAAGAGCUUGGUAGUCAAUGGCAACAGUAUCAUUCUAAAAUAGAUGAUUUGAUUGAAGACACUGUAAAAGACAUCAUUUCACUUCUGGUUUCAAAGUUUGUUUCAGUGUUGGAAGGAGUGCUGUCUAAGCUGUCAAGGUAUGAUGAAGGCACUUUCUUCUCAUCCAUUCUGUCAUUCACUGUGAAAGCAGCUGCAAAAUAUGUUGAUGUUCCAAAACCAGGAAUGGAUUUAUCUGAUGCCUAUAUCAUGUUUGUCCGGCAAAAUCAGGAUAUCCUUCGAGAAAAGGUCAAUGAGGAAAUGUAUAUAGAAAAGUUGUUUGAUCAAUGGUACAGCAGCUCCAUGAAAGUCAUUUCCGUGUGGUUGGCGGAUAGAUUAGACCUUCAGCUUCACAUCUACCAACUGAAGACUCUCAUCAAAAUAGUAAAGAAAACAUACAGAGACUUCCGGUUACAAGGUGUGUUGGAGGGAACACUAAACAGUAAAACCUAUGAAGCUCUUCACAGCCGCUUAACUGUGGAGGAGGCCACAGCCUCUGUUUCUGAUGGAGGAGGACUUCAGGGCAUUACAAUGAAAGACAGCGAUGAGGAAGAAGAAGAAGAAGGAUGAGAGCAAGUAGAUUCUCUAUUAGUGACUUGACAUUGUUAAUUUUGUAACUUGUCCUAGUAAUUAAAGUUAGGGAUUUGACCACAUAUAAAUAAUUGUAUUUCAUUCCACUGUUUAAAAAAAAUAUUUAUAGAAACAGGGUUAAAAAGAAAAAAAUGCCAAGAUUUUUGGGAGGGUAGGAUUAUCUUCUUCCUAUCCAGUUUGACACAGAGCUGAGUUUUGCUCUCAUUUGUGACCGAGAUAUGUACCUUUCAUUUCUUGAAUUUAACAUUUAUUUCUCUACAUCCAGUGAAGUAUGUCUGCAUAAAGCAAAAAUAUGUACCUCAAAUUGUGACCAGAAGUCAUUCAUCACUGUGCCAAUUAUUCAGUGCCCUUGUUAAAAGAUGGUGUACUUUCAGAUUUAUAAUUUAUAUGUAAGUUUCCUGUUAUGUAGUUAAUUUACCAUGUUGUGAUAUGUACUCAAUGUUAACCCAGGCUCUUAGUGCUCUCAAUUGAUAUACAGCUAUCUUUAGUGGACUAAAAGGACUGCUAAACACACCUACAGUUUAGACUACUUCAUGGCCUUGUGUCUUAUCCAAUUCUGUACAUUCAUCUUUGCAAGUUUAAGGGAUUCCAGGGUGUGAAAUAGGGGAGCUGUCAUCAACACAUCAAACUUCUCUUUCUUUGUGUAACAGCAGGAGCUUGCAGGCAAUAAGUCAUAAAAUGUAUCAUGAGUACUUCUGUAUUUAUCAAACUUUGUAUAGAUUAAAAAAGAAUUAAAAGAUGUUUUCAAUAUUUCAAACAUCCCAGUCAUCUAAUGUGCUUUUGACUCAAAUUAGGAAUGGCAUUAGCAAUUUGAAUGAAUGAAUGUAUUUGACAUAUUUUUGUAGCAAGAAAAAGUUUAUUAAACACU
Vombatus ursinus (common wombat) is the source of this 4765-nucleotide messenger RNA. RefSeq names its product calcium dependent secretion activator 2 (gene CADPS2). The record is from RefSeq and is a predicted model, not a curated record. Gene Ontology annotation, cellular component: glutamatergic synapse. Gene Ontology annotation, biological process: positive regulation of exocytosis; dense core granule exocytosis; synaptic vesicle exocytosis. The coding region runs from base 94 to 3876 and encodes 1260 amino acids. Lineage: Eukaryota; Metazoa; Chordata; Mammalia; Diprotodontia; Vombatidae. The transcript has 28 exons.